AGCGGCGGAGCCGGGGCAUGGCGGGCCUGGGCUCCCUGGAACCGGGCACCGGCCCCGGCCCCGUCCCGGCCACCCGCGUGGAGAUCACCGUGUCCUGCAGACAGCUCCUAGACCGGGACACCUUCUCCAAGUCGGACCCCUUGUGUGUGCUGUACACGCAGCGCCCGGGCAGCCACCAAUGGCGGGAGUUUGGCCGGACCGAGGUCAUCGACAAUUCCCUGAAUCCCGAUUUCCUGCGGAAGUUCGUGCUGGAUUUCUGCUUCGAGGAGCGGCAGAACCUGCGCUUCGACCUGUACGACGUGGACUCCAAGAGCCCCGACCUCUCCAAGCACGAUUUCCUGGGCCAGGCCUUCUGCACCCUGGGCGAGAUCGUGGGCGCUGCCGGCGGCCGCCUGGAGAGACCCCUCACGAUGGGCACAACCACCCCCCACUCCCGGGGUAGAAAACCUGCUCCUGCCUCUGCCAGCGGUGGAAUUCCCGGGAAGAAAUGCGGGACCAUCAUCCUCGUGGCCGAAGAGUUGGGAAACUGCCGGGACGUGGCCACGCUCCAGUUUUGUGCCAACAAGUUGGACAAGAAGGAUUUCUUUGGAAAAUCUGACCCCUUCCUAGUGUUCUACCGGAGCAACGAGGACGGGACGUUCACGCUGUGCCACCGCACCGAGGUUGUUCGGAGCUCUCUCAACCCCGUGUGGGCGGCGUUUGCCAUCCCCGUGCGGGCCCUGUGCGGGGGGGACCCGGAACGGGCCAUCAAGGUGGAGGUGUACGACUGGGACCGGGACGGCAGCCACGACUUCAUCGGGGAGUUCCGCACGAGCCUGCGGGAGCUGGCGCGGGGCCGGAGCCCCCCCAACAUCUACGAGGUCGUGAACCCCCGCAAGAAGCUGAAGAAGAAAAAAUACCUGAACUCGGGCACGGUGACACUGCUGUCCUUCGCCGUGGAGGCCGAGCCCACCUUCCUCGACUACAUCAGGGGCGGGACGCAGCUGAACUUCACGGUGGCCAUCGACUUCACGGCGUCCAACGGGAACCCCUCUCAGCCCACGUCGCUGCACUACCUGAGCCCGUUCCAGCCCAACGCGUACUCGCUGGCCCUGCGCGCCGUCGGGGACAUCCUGCAGGACUACGACAGCGACAAACUCGUCCCCGCCCUCGGCUUCGGCGCCAAGGUCCCCCCGGACGGGCGCGUGUCCCACGAGUUCCCGCUGAACGGGGACGCUGCCAACCCGGCGUGCCAGGGCAUUUCGGGGGUGCUCGAGGCGUACCAGCGCAGCCUGCGCCGGGUGCAGCUCUACGGCCCCACCAACUUCGCCCCCGUCGUCAACCACGUGGCCCGGGCGGCGGCGGCGGUACUGGAUGGGUCUCAGUACUUCGUGCUCCUCAUCAUCACCGACGGCGUCAUCUCCGACAUGGCCCAGACCAAGGAGGCCAUCGUGAACGCUGCCAAGCUGCCCAUGUCCAUCAUCAUCGUGGGGGUCGGCCAGGCUGAGUUCGACGCCAUGGUGGAGCUGGACGGGGACGACAUCAGGAUCUCGUCCCGCGGGAAGGUGGCCGAGAGGGACAUCGUGCAGUUCGUGCCGUUCCGAGACUUCAUGUCGGGGGGUCCCGGCGCGGGGCUGAGCAUGGCGGGGCUGGCGCGGGAGGUCCUGGCCGAGAUCCCGGACCAGCUCCUGUCCUACAUGAAGGCGCGGGGCAUCAAACCCCCCCCGGCCCCCCCCGACCCUCCCCAGGACCCCCCCGAGAACCCCCCACCCUGAUUGACCCCGCCCACCCACCCCCCGUUUCCCCCCCCCCCGGGACUCUCUGUCCAGGCAGACCCGGGACUAUCCUGCCCUCCCCCCCGCCAAAGAGGGUCCCCAACACCCCCCGAGCCCCCUGAAAUCCCCCCCGGACCCUCGAGACCCCCCCGCCCUUCCUGCGCCCCCCCAAACCCCCGUCCCCCCACCCACCCUGGGACCCUCUGCCCAGAUCGACUGGGGGGGCUCCGUGUCCCCCCCUCGCAACCUGGAGGGUCCCCCCCAACCCCUGUUCCCCCCCCAUCCCCCAUAAACGACCCCCUGGGGUUCCCGGGGAGAUUGGGAUGACCCCCCCCCAAUAUCCAUUUGGGACCAAAACCCCUCCCCCAAAGGGGGUCCCAACGCCCCCCCGAGCCCCCCCGGACCUCCCC
Molecule: messenger RNA, 2164 nt
Organism: Chiroxiphia lanceolata (lance-tailed manakin)
Lineage: Eukaryota; Metazoa; Chordata; Aves; Passeriformes; Pipridae
Product: copine-5-like
Exons: 21
Coding region: 18-1754 (578 amino acids)
Biological process (GO): cellular response to calcium ion
Cellular component (GO): plasma membrane
Molecular function (GO): calcium-dependent phospholipid binding
Source: RefSeq, a predicted model, not a curated record